Messenger RNA from Cyclocybe aegerita, 684 nucleotides. The record is from the annotation of a GenBank genome assembly. Lineage: Eukaryota; Fungi; Basidiomycota; Agaricomycetes; Agaricales; Hemipholiotaceae.
AUGCGAUCCCUCAUGAAAAUAUACAGGUGCAAAACCUACCUGUGGAUUAGCGUCACUCUUACCAGCCCAGCACUUCUUUCAAUAAUCGUAAAUGUCAUUCUCGUUCUACGGCUACACGCUCUAUAUGACAGGAAUAUCAAAAUUCUGGCCGUUCUAUCUUCUCUGAUCGUAGCGGACAUUGGUGGAAAUAUAUUUAUCAUGUACCGAAUCGGAGUUCUCACCAGCCGCUCUGCUUUCGUCAUUCCUCCGAUUCUUGGACUACCAAUCCUCGGAUGUCUAGCGGCUCCUGACUCGACGAUGCUCACGUUUAUAUCUUGGGUGCCCUGCGUCUUCCUCAACACUCUAUUUUUCAUCAUGACCAUGAUAAAAUUUUAUCAAUCCACGAUGGCCAAGCAGCGACGCGGUGUCAGGCUCUCGCCUCUUAUCGUGGCGUUCUUCACCAGCGGUACAAUGUCGUUCUUUAUAAUCGCCUCAAUGGCCAUUGUGAGCGCUGCCAUCACGAUCCUUGUUGAUGGCCCUCUUCAGAUCCUUUACAUGCCGUGGAUCAUCGUCACCUUUUCUCUCGCGGGCUCUCGUCUCAUCCUGAACCUCCGGGAAGCGGGAGCAUCUAACCAACCCAUUGCUGCUAUGCCCACAAGUAGUAGCCUCACUGUUGUCGAGCGAUUUAGCCGGCUCGAUGCAUGA